Molecule: messenger RNA, 1040 nt
Organism: Cutaneotrichosporon oleaginosum
Lineage: Eukaryota; Fungi; Basidiomycota; Tremellomycetes; Trichosporonales; Trichosporonaceae
Biological process (GO): fatty acid beta-oxidation
Cellular component (GO): mitochondrion
Molecular function (GO): NAD+ binding; (3S)-3-hydroxyacyl-CoA dehydrogenase (NAD+) activity
Source: RefSeq, a predicted model, not a curated record
CUCUCACGCACCAUGAUCGCCCCUGCUACCCGCCUCCCCGCUGUCGCGGCCGCCGCGCGCGUGUCGACGUUCGCGCGCCACCUCAGCACGACGCCCGUGCCGCGCGACGUCAAACGCCUCACCGUCUUCGGCGCAGGCAGCAUGGGCAGCGGCAUCGCGCAGGUCGCGGCCGCUGGCGGCAUGAAGGUCAUCAUGACGGAUGUCAAGGAGGAGGCGCUCGACCGGGCCAUGGAGACCAUCAAGAAGUCGCUGGCCCGCGUCGCGAAGAAGCAGAGCCCGGACGACAUCGACGGCUUUGUGCAGCGCACCAUGGCCAACAUCGAGACUACCACCAACGGCGAGCAGGCCGUGGCUGAUGUUGACCUGGUCAUUGAGGCGGUAAUUGAGCACCUCCCAUUGAAGCAGGAGCUCUUCGCGCGUCUCGACAAGGCGGCCAGACCCGACACCGUCUUCGCAUCCAACACCUCCUCCCUCCUGAUUCGGGAUAUCGCAGAGUCAGUGAGCCCCGAGCGCCGCGCCCGCUUCGGCGGCCUGCACUUCUUCAACCCCGUGCCGGUGAUGAAGCUUGUCGAGGUCGUGCGUACGCCGCAGACAAACGACGACGCGUACAACCUCCUCCUCCGCUUCGUCGAGCAGAUCGGCAAGGUCGGCGUCAAGGCCAAGGACGUGCCCGGCUUCAUCGUCAACCGUCUCCUGGUGCCCUACAAGCUCGAGGCUGCGCGCAUGCUCGAGCGCGGCGACGCGACCGCCGAGGACAUCGACAUCGCCAUGAAGCUCGGCGCGGGAUAUCCCAUGGGCCCGUUCGAACUUUACGACUACGUCGGUAACGAUGUCACCGAGUUCGUGUCCCAAGCGUGGAAGGUGUAUGCCGACAAGGGACUGCUGCCCAAGGACCUCGUCGCUCCGGUCCCACUGCUCACUAAGAUGGUGGCGGAGGGCAAGCUCGGCCGCAAGACCGGCAAGGGCUUUUACGACUACACGGACCCGUCCAAGCCCAAGAAGGGCUAGGCCGACAAUCAUAGAUAUGCAUGGUUUAUUAG